CUCGUGCAUCGGAAGACUUGGUAUGAUUUGUACGAAUCACACUUCAAAAACAACCUACGUAUUCCUAUUGUUAUCCCCUUCUAUUUUACUCCAUCUUUGAAAGGAAGAAAGGAACCGAAACAGAAAACCACAACCAUGACAACCGACCCAGCCGCGAGUCAGCCCGCAGCUUCUGCGUCCCAACCACCUACAGAUCGGUGGGAAGACUCUCCCGUGGAUCGUGAUGCUCUCCAGGCCCACGAGUACUGCACCCAAAGAUGUCUGCUGGGCCUGCAACGCCGUGGUAGGCUGGACGAGAAGUGCCCCAACGUCGAACGGCACCGAGUUAACGGCGGUACCCAUCACCCCACGACCGUGGCGGAGCUGGUGCAGCAGAUACGAUUGGGACUGGACCACAAUCUGGAGCGUGCGAUGCCCAUCGUCGGGCCCGGCUACAGACGUGCUGCUCGCCCUGGCGGCUCCGGUGCUCCCUUCAAGGUCGUCUCUCCUCGGUUCGGAUACACGGUUAUCGGCAAAGGAACCAUAUGUCGGGUCUGGCCGCGCCUCGAACGGGAGGCGGAUGUGUACACGCAAAUCUUGGUGGCAGCACAGGGGUCCGCGGUGCCCGUGUUCUUGGGUAAGAUCAACCUGCAGCAGCCAUAUGAGCUAGAGGGCUUCGGACGGGUCCGCCACAUGCUCUUGAUGGGCUACGGGGGCGAGGAGAUCGGGAUGGUGACGACUAUGGAUUAGUGGGUCCGGUACAAUCAUGAAACCACGUCCGCCCACGAGAUCGAGGUCCUUGGGGUCGUGCACAAGGACCUGGCCCCGCGGAACGUGCUGUGGAAUGCGGAGCUGGGCCGGGCCAUGAUCAUCGACUACGAGGCGUGUGACCUCGUGCUGGACCGGAUCCCAAGGCGGCCUGCUUGGGUCCCACAGGGGCUGGCGAGUCGCCUGUCGCAACAAAUGUCUUUGGCCAUGAUCCCAAACGUUAACCAUGGGCAUUGCAGAUACCACAACGUGUGCUGCCACCAUGAUCCGCACAAGACUUGUCCAAUGAGAAUCUAUGGCUUACCACCGUAGAUCUGAUUUCUAUUCAGACUGGACUGAUAGAUUAGUUUAGCCAGAUUUCGUUCUUGAUGUACUAGAAUCCAUGUCCG
Molecule: messenger RNA, 1136 nt
Organism: Aspergillus japonicus CBS 114.51
Lineage: Eukaryota; Fungi; Ascomycota; Eurotiomycetes; Eurotiales; Aspergillaceae
Exons: 1
Coding region: 136-729 (197 amino acids)
Source: RefSeq, a predicted model, not a curated record